GGUCACAAGGCAGGCAGCAUGAACGCAUCAAGCAUAGAUUAAUGGCUCCGAAGAUGACAUCACAAUGAUACGCUAUGCUAUUCUGGAUUCCUCUGGCCUAAAUAAAGAACCACCAACUAGUCAUGAACCUUCCCUUAAGAGACUCUCAGGCGUUUUUCUCCAUGGCCAGCAUAGACCGACCUCAGCCACCUCUUCCUGAGAACAUGUAACAGCUGAGACACUGGGCUGGUUCAGAAGGUGUGUGUGGGACAGUGAGGACAGAGGGAUUGGACAGGUCUUUUUCUUUUUCUUACAUAUACGUGCUAAUGGACGAAUGCCAGGCAGGAACAUGUUGAGGACGAGACAUGGAGCCGGUGAGAGAUUUCUCUACAGUGUUUUUUGGCACAACCGUUGACUUUAUAAGGAGGGGUUGAUAUUUUUGUGAACUCCUGGCAAUGAAGGUCCUUGUACACGUUUAACCACGUACUGUGAUCUCCUCCCUGUUUUCUCCUCCUCCCUCUCACUGCUAACUAAGAGAGAAUUUAAGAGGGCAGCUAGAGGUGAGCCUGCAGGUACACGGCGAGCAUCUGAACAGAUCGGAUCAGAACCAUGCAGGCUCUUUUGCUCUUCUGCUUGUGCUUUGGAGUUUUAGCUGUGGACGGACAAGGGCUGAAGAAUGAUCUGGAUUCACUCAUCGCAUUGUUACCUGAGACUGAUGUUUCAUCCUCACAGCAUCAACCGGUGGAUUCUUCUUCAUCAUCAAGUGAAAGGGGAGCCAAUCAAGCACAAAGAACGGGGCAAUCGAGCGACACUUCCACAGACACACAGUCAGUUUUGGGGCGAGUUGAGGCCGUGUGGGUGGAGCUCAAUGCUGUGUUGAAGAGAUGGGGUGGCGCAGCAGGGAAACUAAACACAUUCUUGAGGGAACUCAGAGAGGAGAAAAAACGGCUCAUGGAUCAAGGGGAAGAGCAGAAACCAAAGGAAAAGAAAAAGGAAGAGGAUGAAGAUGAAGAAGAAGAUGAAGAAGAAGAGGAGGAGGAGGAGGAGGAGGAAGAAGAAGAAGAAGAGGAGGAGGAGGAAGAGGGAAAGGAAGAAGAGGAAGCCAAAGAGGAGGAGAAUGAUGCUUCCAACAGCACCCUGACCCGAGAUGGUUUCUUAGACUCGUUACCAGAAGGCUGCCAAUUGGAAGGAACUAGAAUAUCCUGCAAGCAGAUUGGCUUGUCCCACCUGCCCGUCAUCACGAACCUGGAAGUCACCAUACUUGAACUUCCUGGGAAUAACUUAACAAGAAUUCCUCCCCGUGGUUUUUCCGGACUGCCAAAUCUCGAAGAGCUUGACCUAAGUUUGAACAUGCUGGACGACUCCUCUUUCGACCUAAGUCUCUUUAUGAAUCUGACAAAUCUGAAAACUCUGAAACUUGACGGCAAUGAACUUACAACAAUUCCACGCUUGCCAUCUUCUUUGGAGAAUCUAAAGAUAAACAGCAAUAAAAUAAACCAACUGGCUUCACACAGCUUCAAAGGCUUGACUAACCUACAAGUCUUAGAACUGACAGGAAACAUCCUCUAUGAGGGCAGUAUUGCACCCCGGGCUUUCAAACCACUGAAGGCACUUAAGUAUUUACGAUUGGAUAAAAACAGAUUCAGUUCCAUUCCAGCGGGAUUACCCCCAUCUUUAGAGGACUUAAGGUUGCAGGAAAAUCAAAUAGUGGAGGUGCAUGACAGGCUUCUGGAUAAGAGUGUCCACCUGAAGGUAUUAGAUCUCAGUCACAACCUCCUGAAAGAGAACAGCAUCUACCCUGAGGCUUGGAUCAACCUGCCGAAGCUGGAAGCUCUUGACCUGUCCCAUAACCAGAUGGCAGUGGUGCCCACGGAUCUGCCCAGGGCCUUGCGCCAACUCUCUCUGCAGCACAAUCACAUUCACUCCAUUCCUCCAUACUCAUUGAGUCACAUCCGCCCAGGCUUACAGUCCCUGCGCCUCUCCCACAACCUGUUAGAAGAGCACGGGGUGCUGGGGAAGUCAUUUCGUGGUGUUUAUCAAACACUGGUGGAGUUGCUCAUGGACAACAACAGGUUUGAGAGGGUGCCCCACAAUAUGCGGCACUUCAAGAACCUCCAGCUACUGCGUCUAGACCACAACCGUAUAAGCUCUGUCCCAGUGAAAUCGAUCUGUAAGGUUAAGAGGACGGAGGAAUCGCACCUGAAAACUGUCCAUUUAGAGUACAACUACAUCAAUGUGAAGAAAAUCCCUCGUGCUGCUUUCUCCUGCAUUCGGGACCCUAGUAAGAUCAUAUUGGAGCCUCAAACACAGAGCUAGAGAACAUCACCCUGUCACUUCACGGCCUCCCCUCUGCUCCACCUGUCAGUCACUCCCAGGUUAAAUACUGUAAACACCAUGGCCAUUAGAUCCUUUAAUAAUGUGCACGCUUGCUCUUGAAAUGCACAUUUGGAUCAUGUUCAGCAACUUGUAGCAUAAAAUACAUGAUUUUGUUUCUUCUUGUAUGUAAUAAACAUUCUUCUUGUAAGUUAAUGUCACAAGUGGGCUCAGAAACUCCCUGGCUCAGACAGUUAUUAAUGGCUUUCUUACACAAUAUUCAUUUAUUGGUGCAUUUGCAAUGAUUUUAUUAUUUUAUUACUUUAUAUUUAUAAUUUUAUUGUAUUAUUUUAUGUCUUUAUAUUCUGAUGUGACAUUAAAACAAUUUCAUGUAUAAUACUUUAA
This is a messenger RNA of Pimephales promelas (fathead minnow), 2697 nucleotides long. Lineage: Eukaryota; Metazoa; Chordata; Actinopteri; Cypriniformes; Leuciscidae. The record is from RefSeq and is a predicted model, not a curated record.